AUUCAAUGCUCUUCCACUGGAUGACAAUGGACGACUCCAUGUAACCACUAACAUCCCCUGCGUUUGGCUGGUGACCGGUUCAGGGUGCACCCCGCCUCUCUCCUCUCAUAAGUUCCAUUGGUUAGAGGACAACAGGUCACAUUGUUAGGAGUCGUCUCAUUGGCUGACGCCUCUUCCUCAAACGUGCCCUACUGGAGCAGCCGUGAAGGUGAAUCUGGUGCCCGGCUAACUUUCUCCCCACCGCCCAGUCUUCUUUCCGGAAACUCCACAGACGUUGUCCUGUUCCCUCUCCGCACCCAUGUCCGUCUUCGGUGACGUCCCGCAGGCGCCCCCGGUGGCUGUCUUCAAGCUGUCCGCCGACUUCCGUGAGGACAGCCACCCGCAGAAGGUGAACCUCGGCGUCGGAGCCUACCGCACAGAUGACUCUCAGCCGUGGGUCCUACCGGUGGUGAAGAAGGUGGAGCGUCUAAUCGUGGAGGACGCCACCCUUAACCAUGAAUACCUGCCCAUCCUCGGCCUGCCGGACUUCCGUUCGGCCGCCUCCAAGGUCGCCCUGGGCGAGGACAGUCCCGCCAUCAACGAGGGGAGGGUAGGUGGCGUUCAAGCUCUGGGUGGCACAGGCGCCCUGAGGAUCGGUGCCGAGUUCUUGCGGCGCUGGUACAACGGCGUCAACAACACGGCCACGCCCGUUUAUGUGUCUGCGCCCACCUGGGAGAAUCACAAUGCUGUGUUUGCCGAUGCUGGGUUCAAGGACAUCCGUCCGUACCGCUACUGGGACGCUACCAAAAGAGGCCUGGACCUUAGCGGCCUGCUGGAUGACCUUGAGAAAGCUCCGGAAGGUUCCAUCUUCGUGCUUCACGCGUGCGCCCACAACCCCACAGGCACGGAUCCCAGUCAAAACGAAUGGAAGCAGAUAGCAGAUAUUAUGCAGAGGAGGAAUCUCUUUGUGUUCUUUGACUCGGCCUACCAAGGCUUCGCCUCAGGCUCUCUGGAGAAAGACGCGUGGGCCAUUCGCUUCUUUGUGGCUCUGGGCUUUGAACUCUUUGUGGCUCAGUCCUUCUCCAAGAACUUUGGCCUCUACAACGAGAGGGUGGGCAACCUGACGGUGGUGGCACGAGACGGCGACAACCUGGGCCGCAUCCUCUCUCAGAUGGAGAAGAUCGUGAGGACCACCUGGUCCAACCCGCCCUCGCAGGGGGCUCGCAUCGUCAGCAAAACCCUCAACUGCCCCCAGCUCUUUCAAGAGUGGCAAGAUAACGUGAAGACUAUGGCUGACCGUGUGCUCCUCAUGCGGGAUCAGCUCAAGUCCAAGCUGCAGGCCCUGGGAACCCCCGGAACAUGGGAGCACAUCACCCAGCAGAUCGGCAUGUUCAGCUUCACGGGCCUCAACCCCAAUCAGGUGGCGUUCAUGAUCAAAGAGAAGCACGUGUACCUGAUGGCGAGCGGCCGCAUCAACAUGUGCGGCCUCACCUCCAAGAACCUGGACUACGUGGCGCAGUCCAUCCACGACGCCGUCACCCAGGUCCAGUGAGAAGGAACACUCCCUUUGUCGCGCUCGCUUCAUUUUUGUCCCGUCGUGCCCGUGAUGUCGCAAACAAAACGCUUUGUCCACGUUGUGCAUCCUCACUCGUGCCCCAGUGUUUCCCAACCUCUAUGGAGCCAACACACACACAUUUUACAUUGAAAGAAUUCCACAAAAGUAUUAUUAGCUCCUGUAAUCAACAUUAACACUACGCUUAAAUAUUGGAAAAUAUUUGCUAAUUAUUCAAAUAAAAUUGAUCGCACGUAAUUGUGAAAUUAAUAACUCGUGAAAUUUGUACAAAUCUUUCUUAAAAAUUAAAUGUAAUGGAAUUGAAUUACAACUACAAAAAAAAAUCGUACUUUUACAAAAGUUCUGAAUUUAGGGAGUGACUCUUUUGGGAAAAAAAAAGUGGUUUAAACAGUAAAUACAGUGCUCAUUUGUAUACUUAUGGUUCACCAUCUGUGGAUUAAGGUAAAAUAUAUAAAUACAAUAUUUAUUUUGUCAAGAAAUUUUAAUGUCAACUCUAUUCAUGUUCUGGCCCGAUGACUGUGUAACAGAAAUUAAAAUCUCAAAACACUUCAUCAUUACAAAUUUAUCUUGGAUCAUCAGACUCAAAAGUAGAAAUCUUGUUUUUUUUUUUUAAUAGAGCACCCCUAAAAAAUGGAUUUCAAAUAAAUUGAUCUCCCAGAAAAUUCACUGAUUAUAUUUGUUAGCCUAUGGCACCACUGUGUAGCAUCUUUGGGCAUAACAGAGCACAAAAAUGCGUUGAUAGUGAAUGACAGAUAUUCAGGGGACUACUGAUCUCGUUUUUUUUCAAUUUACAAAUUUACAGUCUGAAAUAUGUUAAAAAAACGAACAAAAAGGUGUUAUUCUUGUUGUAUAAGUAAUGUUAAUUGUACCGUUCGCUGGUGUAAGAACGUUUCAUUGUUCUUCCUGUCACUGGCAGAGCUAAAUGAACAAGAUGCAUAUUUGUAGUCAAUAGAUCAACAUAUUUGGUUGGGAAUUACUGGUAAACUACACUGUGCUAGUCUACGUUAGCCAUCUGCUGCUGUCAAGUGCAGGCGGGACUUCAUCAUAGGUCAGGUGUGUGUUCUCAUGUAAACGCUCUCCUGCUUCACACACUUCACACAAAGUACACUGAAACAGUCAAUUAAAACAAAUGUAAUGGGGGGGAGAAAAAAAUUCCUCCUCCUGCUGAUUCUCCCCCAAUAAAACGGGUCGUUACAGCACUUAAUUGUUGUUCAUAAUUGUUAGCACUUGAUUUAGUCACAUCGAGCCUUCUUAAAGGCACAGUACACACCGCAUGUGUUUGCAGGGUUCUCCGAUCCAAAGGAUUUGACGUUGCCUUUUAAAAGUGCAGGAUUUUUUUUCCUUGUUCCUUUUACCAUAUGUACAAACUCAAAAUACUGUAUUUUACGUGUUACAUGGAGAAAUCAAAUAAAGGCACUACUUACAAAUGA
Molecule: messenger RNA, 2982 nt
Organism: Syngnathoides biaculeatus (alligator pipefish)
Lineage: Eukaryota; Metazoa; Chordata; Actinopteri; Syngnathiformes; Syngnathidae
Product: aspartate aminotransferase, cytoplasmic-like
Exons: 10
Coding region: 299-1531 (410 amino acids)
Biological process (GO): L-aspartate biosynthetic process
Cellular component (GO): cytosol
Molecular function (GO): L-aspartate:2-oxoglutarate transaminase activity; pyridoxal phosphate binding
Source: RefSeq, a predicted model, not a curated record